Messenger RNA from Caenorhabditis angaria, 381 nucleotides. The record is from the annotation of a GenBank genome assembly. Lineage: Eukaryota; Metazoa; Nematoda; Chromadorea; Rhabditida; Rhabditidae.
AUGUCGAGUGAAGAUGAUCGAGUUAUAGAAGUUCCUGAUAAUGAUCAAUUUGUUCGAAUUCUAGAAAAAAAUGUGGAUAAAGUUGUUAUUCUGGAUUUUUAUGCAACUUGGUGUGGACCAUGUAAAGCUAUUGCGCCAAUGUAUAAGGUUAGUUAAAAAUGUUUUGAAAAAUCUAAAUUAAUUUUUAUUCAGAAACUUUCAAUCGAAUAUCCAAAUAUUGUAUUCCUAAAAAUUGACGUUGAUGAAUGCGAAGAUAUUUGCACAAAAUACGAUGUCAAAUUAAUGCCAACUUUUGUCUUUUUGAAAAAUGGAGAGCAAAUUGAUCUUCUCGAAGGCGGUGUUGAUAUAGAACUUCAGGAAAAAGUUAAAAAACACGCAUGA